AUGGCUCCCGAUAUCUUGCACCUGCCCGACGGGCAGACCUUUGACAUUACCCCCGUCUUCGCCGGCGUCGGGUUUCGCAGUCACGAGUACAACACCCACCAUCACCCGUACCCCGCUGGCUGGACCACGGUCCUGCACACAGAAGAGGAACGCGUCUCCCUCAACAGCGAGCACGGCAAUCAUGCCGACCAGAGAGCACGCAAGGACUCGGCUCGCGAGCUUGCGGAGCUUGACGAUGCCAAUGGCGCCAGGCACACCCAUAGACUCACUCGCCCCUUCACCGUCCCGACCCUCACCAACGACACCCUCUUCAUCUCGUCCGUCGCCAACCCUCCCAGCGCCGAGUUCAAGCCCGCCACCAGCCCGACCCGCCAGAUCGCCAUGAUGCUCUGGGUCACCCUCUACUGGUACUUCCACCAGCCUGAGCCUAUUUCGACGGUCGAUACCGCUCACUCGCGCGACACCCCCCAUGCUGCGAAGCCGCGCGCCGACUGGAAGAUCUACAUCCGCCGCGAGGGCAUCCUGCGAGGUCGCAACCUGAUCCCCAAGCUCGAGCGCAUGGGGCUCAUCGCCUCCGAGGACUCGGCCGCCGACACCGGCCACGACGACACCGGCGAUAGCUGGGCUCGCAUGUUCGUAUCCAAGCGCAUGUUUUGGCAGAUCCCCGGCCACCUCUUCCUCUUCACCCUUCAGCCCAUGCGCACAGUCUCCCCGGGUCUCAACUCCUAUCCGGGCUCUCCUGCCGGCAGCCGCCCGAGCUCACCGAGCCGGCCCGGCUCUCCCGGCGUCGACGGCCCCCUGCUGCUACCGCCCACGUCGCAGCAAAUGCACUUCAACUCGGACCUGCCCGGGGCCCCGAUGCCCACAACCCCGACCGUGGGGCCCAUGCCCUUUCCCAUCUCACCCUUCUUCUCCACAUCCCACCUGCCGACCUACUACCCGCCGGCGCCUUUGCAGUACGUCUGGACUGACGGUGUGCGCCACCCGUUGCGUCCGAAGCCGCCUCGCAUGGGCGAGGUUUUUUACACUCGCUACGUCCCGAGUGUAGGCGAGUAUCUGUCCUUCCGUGUCGCUUCCUCCUCAGCGUCUCCCGUGCCAUAUUUCGGCCCCAUUUGUUCCAGCGCCAACAAGAGGACGCCGGAGCAGCAGCACCUGGCGACUCUCAGCGACACCGCACUGCUUAAGACGUGGCACGCCAACCCGCGCGUGCGUGAGUUUUGGGGCGACUACGGGGCCGGCCAACUUGAGACGGCUCUGCGGUCGCGCCAUUCAUUCCCCGUGAUUGGACUGUGGAACGGUAUCCCGUUUGGAUACUUUGAGGUCUAUUGGGUCAAGGAGGACGUUUUGGGGCGGCACGUCGCGGGCUGCCACGGCGACGUCGGAGACUGGGACCGCGGCCUGCACAUCAUGGUAGGAGAGGAGUGGGCAAGAGGAAAGGUGGCCGCGUGGUUGACGGGGCUGAUGCAUUGGUGUUGGAUAGCGGAUAUUCGGACCAUGAGCGUGUGCCUGGAGCCGCGCGUUGACAACCAGAGGAUGCUUGGGCAUUUGGACACCCUGGGCUUCUCCAAGGAGAGGCAGGUGUCGUUCCCGCAUAAACAGGCCUGGUUUGUUCGAUCUCGGAGAGAUGCAUGGGAAGGUCCAGCGCUGUAG
Purpureocillium takamizusanense is the source of this 1650-nucleotide messenger RNA. RefSeq lists its product as uncharacterized. The coding region runs from base 1 to 1650 and encodes 549 amino acids. The transcript has 2 exons. The record is from RefSeq and is a predicted model, not a curated record. Lineage: Eukaryota; Fungi; Ascomycota; Sordariomycetes; Hypocreales; Ophiocordycipitaceae.